Molecule: messenger RNA, 3611 nt
Organism: Globicephala melas (long-finned pilot whale)
Lineage: Eukaryota; Metazoa; Chordata; Mammalia; Artiodactyla; Delphinidae
Gene: KLHL17
Product: kelch like family member 17
Molecular function (GO): protein binding
Source: RefSeq, a predicted model, not a curated record
CCGAGAAACAGCGGCUGCGGGCAAGCGGCGGGAGCGAGGAACGCAGAGCCUGCCGCCACCGCCGAGCAGCCCUCCAGCCGUUCGGCGUCCGCUUGUCCGAGCGUCCUCCGCGGAUCGGCGGCGGGCCGGCGGCCGAACCCAUGCAGCCGCGCAGCGAGCGCCCGGCCGGCAGGACGCAAAGUCCAGAGCACGGCAGCCCGGGGCCCGCGCCCGAGGCGCCGCCGCCGCCGCCGCCGCCGCAGCAGCCGGCAGCCCCCGAGGCAGAGCGUGCCCGGCCCCGGCAGGCCCGGCCCACGGGCCCCAUGGAGGGUGCAGUGCAGCUGCUGAGCCGCGAGGGCCACACCGUAUCCCACAACUCCAAGCGGCACUACCACGAUGCCUUCGUGGCCAUGAGCCGCAUGCGGCAGCGCGGCCUCCUGUGUGACAUCGUCUUGCACGUGGCUGCUAAGGAGAUCCGGGCACACAAGGUGGUGCUGGCCUCCUGCAGCCCCUACUUCCACGCCAUGUUCACAAAUGAGAUGAGUGAGAGCCGUCAGACGCAUGUGACGCUGCACGAUAUCGACCCUCAGGCCUUGGACCAGCUGGUGCAGUUUGCGUACACGGCCGAGAUCGUGGUGGGGGAAGGCAACGUGCAGACUCUGCUCCCAGCCGCCAGCCUUCUGCAGCUGAAUGGGGUCCGUGAUGCCUGCUGCAAGUUCCUGCUGAGUCAGCUCGACCCCUCCAACUGUCUGGGCAUCCGGGGCUUCGCCGACACACACUCGUGCAGUGACCUGCUCAAGGCGGCACACAGGUACGUGCUGCAGCACUUCGUGGACGUGGCCAAGACUGAGGAGUUCAUGCUGUUGCCGCUGAAGCAGGUGCUGGAACUGGUUUCUAGCGACAGCCUGAACGUGCCUUCAGAGGAGGACGUCUACCGUGCCGUCCUGAGUUGGGUCAAGCACGACGUGGAUACCCGGAGGCAGCACGUUCCUCGGAGAUCCCACAGGGGUGAUGCAGGCAUGUGUCUUGAGGAGGGUCCAGGACACAUGAGCAGGCCCGACCAUAGCAGGCGUGCUACCACACCCCAGCUGAUGAAGUGUGUACGCCUGCCCCUGCUGAGCCGGGACUUCCUGCUGGGCCACGUGGACGCCGAGAGCCUGGUGCGGCACCACCCAGACUGCAAGGACCUACUCAUUGAGGCCCUCAAGUUCCACCUGCUGCCCGAGCAGAGGGGCGUCCUGGGCAGCAGCCGCACCCGGCCCCGGCGCUGUGAGGGCGCUGGCCCUGUGCUCUUCGCUGUGGGUGGUGGGAGCCUGUUCGCCAUCCACGGCGACUGUGAAGCGUACGACACACGCGCUGACCGCUGGCAUGUGGUGGCCUCGAUGUCCGCGCGCCGGGCCCGGGUGGGCGUGGCGGCAGUCGGGAACCGGCUGUAUGCUGUGGGCGGUUACGAUGGGACUUCAGACCUGGCCACCGUAGAGUCCUACGACCCUGUGACCAACACCUGGCAGCCUGAGGUGUCCAUGGGCACAAGGCGCAGCUGCCUGGGUGUGGCUGCCCUGCACGGGCUCCUGUAUGCAGCCGGUGGCUACGAUGGGGCCUCUUGCCUCAACAGUGCCGAGCGCUACGACCCCCUGACGGGAACAUGGACGUCGAUCGCCGCCAUGAGCACCCGGAGGCGAUAUGUGCGCGUGGCCAUGCUCGAUGGGAACCUGUAUGCCGUGGGCGGUUAUGACAGCUCGUCACACCUGGCCACCGUGGAGAAGUAUGAGCCCCAGGUGAGCUCCUGGACGCCCGUGGCCUCCAUGCUGAGCCGGCGCAGCUCCGCGGGUGUGGCGGUGCUGGAGGGGGCCCUCUACGUGGCUGGUGGCAAUGACGGCACCAGCUGCCUCAACUCUGUGGAGAGAUACAGCCCCAAGGCGGGUGCCUGGGAGAGUGUGGCGCCCAUGAACAUCCGAAGGAGCACACACGACCUGGUGUCCAUGGAUGGCUGGCUGUACGCCGUAGGGGGCAACGAUGGCAGUUCCAGCCUCAACUCCAUUGAGAAGUACAACCCGAGGACCAACAAGUGGGUGGCCGCGUCCUGCAUGUUCACGCGGCGCAGCAGCGUGGGCGUGGCAGUGCUCGAGCUGCUCAACUUCCCGCCGCCCUCUUCGCCCACGCUGUCCGUGUCGUCCACCAGCCUCUGACCCGUGGUGCGGCUGCGCAGAGACCCGCCCGCGGCCUCCCACGUGCCUUAAGCCCCCUGGGCCCAGCGCCUGCCUCCCCUGCGCGUGGGGCGGGGCUCGGCCCCCACCAGGAACGUCCGGGGCCGUCUGUCCAGUCUCCGCGCGUCUAGGCCGCGGCUUUCUGUGUUCCUUCCUCGGUGUGUGUUUGUGUGUGCCGUUUAUCUAUUCACUCGUUUAUUUAUUGACUGGUGGUGAGCAGGCUGCAGCUGCCAGUCUCUCCGUUUACUUUUAAAGUGUCCUGUCUCUGGGACCAGGCUGCCCUCCUGGGUGUCCUCCCACCGUGCUAGGGGCACUGGGGAGCGACAGGGUGGACACUGGCGUUGCCCGUGGGUAAGGGGCCAACUUGGACUCUCUAGACCUGGAGGGACCGAGGGGUGAUGCAGAGCACUUAUGGGGGGGGACUUUCUGAGCAGGUGCAGACCCCCAGCCUGAGCUGUGCACACCUCCUUGCUUCGCCCAGCCAGGCACACUCCCGGCGGGGGCGGGCACGAAUCGGGCUUCCUUCCCGUGGCUGUGGUGUCAUUUCUGGAUCCUGCACUGAGCUGGGCACACGUGCACCGCAGGCCGCAUACAGCAAUAUGAGCCCCUUGAACAAUAAACACAUUUCCUGGGCUCUGCGGGCCUGUGGCUGAGUGUCCAUCUCUGUCUUCCAGGGUCCCGCCUGGGGUGACCAGGAGGGCCUGGGGUGGCUAUGCGGCUGGGCCGAGAUGCUGUGUUGGCACCUGGGGGCUUGGAGGCCGCACCAUCACAUCCAGGGGCAGGGCUGUGGUGGCCGGUGUGUUAACUCCUGGCUAUGCGUGGCAUUCCCCUCACCAUGGCUGUCCCAGGCGCACCUGGGAGGGUCAUGACCUCCCUCCUGGAUUCUGGUUAAGCCUUGGGGACCCUGACCUUGAUCUGGGGUGAGGAUUGGACUGAGGCAAGAGAGGAGGCUGCGGGAGGGUCCUGGCUUCCCCUGACCCAGUUGCAAAUUCCUGCUUCAACAGCUGAGAGUCAGCACACAGCCCCCUGCAGUCACUGGUGACUCAGCAACAGGCAUUUCGGUGGAAACAGGAUGUGUGCUCACACGGUGGGGAGGUCUGGAAGGGGAUGCCUGGGCUCACGGAGCUCCAGCUCUAGGCACCCCCAGUCUGAUGCAAUCACAGUCUGGCCUGUGGGCCCCCUCCUGUACAGACUGGGGACUCUUCGCUGGGCGGUGAGAGGAGGGGAGCCUUCCCUGCCCCCCGCUGGCUGGCGUGUGUGGAGGACCCCGGGCAGGGAACUGAAAGGCUCAGCUCAGCCUCAGGUGGGGGCCAGGUCCCUCCCAGAAAGGCUCCGCCUCCCCGGCCCUUGGGUACAGGGCAGGCUGCCCCAGAGCCCCGCCCCAGGAGGUGGGGCAGGAGGCUCGGGACAGAGGGACCCAGACCU